AUGAGGGGCCAGCCAACCAAGCCUUCUCCUAGGCUGACCCUGCCUACGGUCUUGACAACUCUCGAAGGCACCACUGGCAAUUCUACCGGCGGCCAGACCAACGACAGCCGGGUUGCUAGAGUGCUGCCCAGCCAGUCCAUAGUGUAUUCUCAAUCCUGCCAGAAAAUGUUGGCGGCCAAUCUGACUGGAAUCACCACCUCGCAGCCCGUGCCCACAAUAUCAAUCUCUUCAUUCCCUUCCUGUUCACUUGCUUCUUCCUCUCUGUCCUGUUUUUCUUCAAGUUCAUCCCACUUGCCCGGCUACCUGGCCUCGCCAAAACCGGCUCCGAAUGGCCUUGCCUCUUGUCGCCACGCCGAUUCGAGUCCCAGUCAGCAGACCUGCUCUGAGUCUAAAUGCACCCGACACACGCUCGCCUAUUCUGCGGCCGGCCGACGAGACGUGGCGAAAGCGGCUUCGGGCGCAUCGUUCACAGGCGCCGCUAUUGGCCCGAGGAGUGUGCAGAUCCCGGACCUGUCUGCUCCCGACGAGGUGAUGCUCGGCGGCAGUCUGGGCAGCUCGGGUCUCAUCCAUUUGCCGGGGUUCCGAUUGGCAGCCGGCCGGCGCGGGACCCUAGCAUCAAAGGAACUGUAUGGCCGAGUUUGGAAUGGGCCGUCCACUCAGCUCCAGUCGGACAUGGACAUAGUCCAGCUGGUCAGCGCAGAUUGGCAACGGGGCCUGAGCUCGCUGGUUGGAGAGGAGAAUUCGCCCACUUUAAGGCCCGUGAAGCGGCCGGCCACCGGCGGCUGUGGGGCGGCCGAGGCAAAGACAAGCACCAAAGCCGUCCCACAGCCGGGGCUACAGGCGUCAGCCUCGCUGACGGAUGGCGAUCUGGUCGGCGGCGACCGGCUGCCAACGACCUCCGGUUGCAGCCUCAAACAGACCAACGCCAUCGGAUUUUGGCCCUGUCUCCAGGGCGACGCCACCUCGCCAGGCAGUGGGGGAGGCACAAAUGGCCCGCACGGUUUGGGCAAUGAGUUGCGCCGAUCAUUGCGAUGGAGAGAAGCUUCGCGAUCACACCCUGAUCAGAUCCGAAUCGCAUACUCCCCCCCUGUGCCACAUCGAGGCCCAUCACGAGCCGGGCCGACAGUUGCCACGGUUGGAGGCAGCGAUUGGGAGGUGGCACAAAACUCUUCGGAUCGGCCGUUAUUGCCUAUUCGUGUAUCUUCGAUCCAGCGGCAGCCACUACCACCACCACCGUCGUCACGCCAGCAGCAGCAGCAGCAGCAACAACAACAACAACAACAGCACUUGGACUUCGAAACGAUGCUGACCAGACAAGGGGUUACAUUU
Molecule: messenger RNA, 1329 nt
Organism: Protopolystoma xenopodis
Lineage: Eukaryota; Metazoa; Platyhelminthes; Monogenea; Polystomatidea; Polystomatidae
Source: the annotation of a GenBank genome assembly